Molecule: messenger RNA, 4416 nt
Organism: Lepisosteus oculatus (spotted gar)
Lineage: Eukaryota; Metazoa; Chordata; Actinopteri; Semionotiformes; Lepisosteidae
Gene: hephl1a
Product: hephaestin-like 1a
Cellular component (GO): plasma membrane
Molecular function (GO): copper ion binding; oxidoreductase activity; signaling receptor activity
Source: RefSeq, a predicted model, not a curated record
UUGAACACAGGCGCAGGAAUUCAAGAAUUAAAAUAACACCUAACUGAUUUCUAUUGACCGUCAUCUCGGCAUUUAACGCUCAGCACAUCUUAAACUUUACCAGCCUAACGUCGAUGCUUUUUUUUUGGAGGUGACUAUUUGUUUUCUGAACAGAGAAAACAAUAAACGGCCUCACAUAUCUGAAUUAUUUUUCACCAAUGUGGGGUUUAACACUCGACUCUUCAAUAAUGAAACAGCUCCGCGGCCACCAGAUUUUCUUUCUCUUCCUUCUCUCCUCAGUUUUUGGAGUUCAUGAAUGCAUCACCAGAACGUAUUACAUCGGAAUCAACGAAGAAAUUUGGGACUAUGCUCCUAGCGGCAAAAAUCUAAUCUCUGGGAGAAAAAUAGGCGAAGACGAGCAUGCCUCAAUAUUUCUACAGCAAGGUCCACACAGUAUAGGAAGCAAGUACAAAAAAGCUGUGUAUCGAGAGUACACUGAUGGACACUUUACUACAGAAAUUCCCAAACCUGCAUGGCUCGGGUUUCUUGGUCCAAUUCUGAAAGCUGAGGUGGAGGAUGUCAUAGUUGUCCACUUGAAGAACUUUGCCUCAAGACCAUACUCCUUGCACCCACAUGGAGUUUUCUAUGAAAAAGACUCUGAAGGAGCUUUGUAUCCAGAUGGGACAUCUGGAAAACAGAAAAAAGAUGAUGGUGUUCCGCCUGGGGGAAGCUACACAUAUACCUGGAUUGUGAAGCCACAAUAUGCUCCCACUGAGGCUGAUGCCAACUGCCUGACCUGGAUCUACCAUUCCCACACGGAUUCUCCCAAGGACAUAGUUUCUGGACUGAUUGGGGCUCUCCUGACAUGUAAAAAAGGUACCUUGCUGCAGAAUUCUAAUGUUCGUAGGGAUGUGGAUCAGGACUUCAUUGCUAUGUUCAAUGUUGUGGAUGAGAAUCUCAGCUGGUAUCUGGAUGACAACAUUAACACCUACUGCACAGAGCCUUCCACUGUAGAUCCAGAGAAUGAGGAAUUCCAAGAAUCUAAUAAGAUGCACGUAAUCAAUGGGUAUCUGUUUGGGAACCUGCCUAGCUUUGAGAUGUGUGUGAACAGAACGGUGGCCUGGCACCUCUUUGGAAUGGGAAAUGAGGUAGACAUCCACUCGGCUUAUUUCCAUGGACACACAGUACUGGACAGGGGCCACAGAGCUGAUGUCAUCAGCCUGUUUCCAGCCACAUUUGUUACCUUGGAGAUGAUCCCCAGGAAUGUUGGGAAAUGGAUGUUAAGCUGCCAAGUGAAUGACCACAUUCAAGCUGGAAUGCAGGCUUUUUACGAAGUUUCUUCAUGCGGACAAGGUAGCUCUAAAUCUCCCCCUAGUGGUAAAACAAGGAAAUACUACAUUGCGGCUGAGGAACAGCUCUGGAACUACGCUCCUUCGGGCUAUAACGUUUUUGAUGGUGUGGCUCUGAACGCUAGUGGGAGCGACUCAGAAACAUUCUUCGGUACGAGCCAAGGGAGGCUAGGGGGGCAGUAUCUGAAGGUUCGAUAUGUGGAGUACACUGAUGAGACCUUCACUACAAAGAAAAAGCCGUCCGGUAGUGAGACACACCUUGGAAUUCUGGGCCCGGUGAUAAAAGCAGAAGUUGAUGAUACAAUAUUGGUGACAUUCAUGAAUAAUGCAAGCAGAAACUACAGCAUUCAACCCCAUGGAGUACUUUAUAGUAAGGAAAAUGAAGGUGCAAUUUAUAAUGACGGCAUUCAGAAACCUGGAUCACAAGUUCAGCCCCAUGAAGUUUUCACGUACAGGUGGGCAGUGACUGAAGGCCCAUCCUCAAGUGAUCCCGCCUGUAUCUCUUACCUCUACUAUUCCUCUAGCUCCCCGGUGCAUGACACUAACUCAGGGCUCAUGGGGCCCCUGUUAGUGUGCAGAAAGAACACCCUGAAUGAGAAGGGCCUGCAGCAAGAGUUUUUCCUGCUCUUCACGGUGUUUGAUGAGAAUCUCAGCUGGUAUCUAGAAAACAAUAUCCAGAGGUUUGGAACACAGUUCACAGACAAAGAGGAUAAAGACUUUCAAGAAUCCAAUAAAAUGCAUGCUGUCAAUGGUUACAUGUAUGGGAAUUUGCCUGGCUUGGAGAUGUGUGAGGGGGACAAGGUGUCUUGGCACAUGCUGGGCCUGGGGACCGAAGUGGAUGUACACGGCGUCUAUUUCCAAGGAAACACGUUUGUGAGACAAGGGACAAACCGAGACACACUCAGCCUAUUCCCGCACACAGCUGUCACAGUAACCAUGGAGACUAACACCAAUGGUACUUUUGAGGUUAACUGCAGAACAACAGACCAUUACAUGGCUGGAAUGAGGCAGCUGUACUCUGUGAAGAAGUGUGAAGACAGAAAUUCCCCAGAUCCACUUCCUGUCACCACAAGAGCAGUAUACUUCAUUGCAGCUGAGGAAGUAGAGUGGGAUUAUUCACCUGACAGGUCCUGGGAACUGGAGAAGCACAAUGCCUCCAAGAAUGAAAGUUACGGGAAUAUAUUUGUAGGCCAAGGGGAGGACCGGAUAGGAUCCAAGUAUAAGAAGGUUGUGUACAGGGAGUACACUGAUAUUACAUUCACUCAACAGAAGAAGAGACCACCACAAGAACAGCAUCUGGAGAUACUGGGUCCAGUAAUAAGAGCUGAGGUUGGAGAGGAGGUUGUGGUUCAUUUCAAGAACAAGGCCAGUCGUCCCUUUUCCAUUCAUGCUCACGGAGUGCAGCAGGUGGCUCCUGUAGUGCCUGUUGCUGAACCGGGUAAAUUGGUGGGAUACCAGUGGGAAGUUCUGGAAAGAUCAGGUCCUGGGACUUCUGACCCAAACUGCAUAUCCUAUGCGUAUUAUUCUUCAGUGGAUUAUUUAAAGGACAUUUACAGUGGAUUAAUAGGACCCCUGAUUAUCUGCCGAAAAGGAAUUCUCAACAAGAUGAGAAAAAGAACAGAUGUGGACAGGGAAUUUGCUCUUCUUUUCAUGGUGUUUGAUGAAAAUAAUUCCGGGUAUCUGGACGAUAACAUCAGAACGUACCUGCACAAAGAGCCAGAAGACAUUGAAAGAAAUGAAGAUUUUCUGAAAAGCAAUAAAAUGCACGCGAUCAAUGGAAAACUCUAUGGCAAUCUUCACGGCCUGACAAUGACAGAAGGUGAGAAGACUGACUGGUAUCUUCUGGGAAUGGGAAAUGAGGUGGACAUCCACACAGUCCAUUUCCACGCGCAAAGCUUUAUAUACAAGACUGAAAGGUCCCAUAGGGGUGAUGUGUAUGACCUGUUUCCUGGGACCUUUCAGACGGUAGAGUUGCUGGCAGACAAUCCAGGAACCUGGCUUCUGCACUGCCAUGUGAUUAAUCAUAUUCAUGCUGGCAUGGAGACAACAUUUACUAUCUUUAGUAGAAAAGGUGAUUUCACAACCCCCGAAGAGACCAUGAACACCAUUCCAAAUGCUGCCCAUUCAUUGAAAAUCACCUUUUGUGGCAAAGAGCUGGAGGACACAGAAGGAAAUGUCAGAAUGAUGACACUCUUUGGCCUUGGAUUACUGCAUUCUGUACUUUUUUAAAGAUGAACAACUUAUUUUCCAAUCCAACCCUGACAGAUAAUGCACUCUUAUGACAACAUAAUCGAAGCAUUUGUGGUAAGAGCUUGUGGUAAAAGUUUAGAAAUCUCUUGUGACAGCUUUUUCUUUCUGUUAAAAAAUUCACUCCUUUUAACAGUGCUGUCAGUCAUAAUUUGCACAAAAGGGUUUUUCAAUUAUGGGUUUUUUUAAUUUUGUUUUAAAUUUUACAUACAUACACAUAUGGCUUUAGUGUACCUAGAAAGGUGUACAGAAUUAGGAAUUUCCUGAUUUAGAUUAUAUCAAGGCAAUCAGUUAAACACUGCAAAGCGUAUAGCAAAGAAAAUGAUUGUGUGUUUGAUUAGAUGCUCAAUGCAAUAUGCAAGUCGAUACCAAAAUAUGUUAAAAACAAUGAGUGUGCCAGUCAUAUCAUUAUUAACUGUCAUUGGAAACGUGCAUCACUGGUUAUUAAGUGGCAGUAUAAUUUUUAAAAACAGGAGACAUUUAAAGAAACAGAAUAACUAAAAAACCAACACAGUAGAAUGCGGACAAAUAUUGUUCAUUUUUCGAUUUUCAACAGUCUGCAAAGGGAAUCUUGGUUUUGUACUGUUGCAGUUUAGAAAGAAAACAAGCAAAACAGUUAACAAUUUCAGCAUACAAAUACUGUUGUUAGAUAUAAUGAAGGAAAGCAUUUUUCGCUGUCAUGGUAGAAUUGCACUGUUUAACAAAAGACAUGGAUAAAGACUUGAAGAAUACAAAAGCACAUCAUAAUCUAUGUACUGCACUUUGAUAAUGACAAAAGGGCAAGGUUUAUGUUUACUGGAGUUUACUUUUAGUUACUGUAAAUAAAAGAGUUCAAAUCUCA